This is a messenger RNA of Protobothrops mucrosquamatus (brown spotted pit viper), 825 nucleotides long. RefSeq names its product TCF3 fusion partner-like. Gene Ontology annotation, molecular function: DNA binding. Lineage: Eukaryota; Metazoa; Chordata; Lepidosauria; Squamata; Viperidae. The record is from RefSeq and is a predicted model, not a curated record. Gene Ontology annotation, cellular component: Ino80 complex. The coding region runs from base 57 to 782 and encodes 241 amino acids. The transcript has 6 exons. Gene Ontology annotation, biological process: apoptotic process; positive regulation of apoptotic process; apoptotic signaling pathway.
AUCAGCGUCAGAUCGUCCCUGUAUUUUUCGUGGUCUCAUUGAAAAAGAACAGAGUCAUGGCUGCUGUGAGUUUUGAAGAAUUUUCAGUGCCUCCUGGCUCAGAGUUGGCAUUGCCCCCUCUUUUUGGUGGAAAUAUCCUAGAAAGUGAGUUAGAGACUGAGGUGGAAUUUGCUGAUGGCGGGAUACCAGAAGAAGAGGAAGAGGAGGAUAUGUUGCGGCAACAGGAGAUGACUCGACGCAAGUGUCAAGUGCUUGCCCAACGUUGCAAGGAGUUAGAACAGGUGAAUGAGAGAAUGUUAAAUCGGCUCCAUCAGGUCCAGAGAAUAACACUGCGUCUCAAACAGGAAAGGAGGUUUCUAAUGAGAGUUUUGGAUUCCUAUGGGGACGAUUACAGACAAGGCCACCUUGAUAUUGUCUUGGAGGAUGAAGGAAUCCAUAGUGCAGAUGUUGCAACUCCUGGCAACGCAGGGAAUGAGCCCUGUGAGAAAGAAGCCCCCAGGUGCCUGUCUGCCCAAGAGCCAGAGAGCCUCUCUCCUAGUGAAGGCCCCGUCAGCAAGAAGCGGCGACGUCAUCUGCGAGAGGAGAAGGAAGGGAGGCUGCGUCGAGCAGCCCCAACAUUGCUGCCCAUGGACGAUUUCCCUGUACAGAUAAAAUCUGAAGAGGAUUUCCAGUGUGACCAGGAUGAUGUUCUCAGCUCUGCCUGGCAGCAGUCCAGUCCCCAGGACAAGUUACUCCAUUACUCAAAGUUUCCUAGCCCUGGUGCCUGUUCUGAUUUUGACUGAGGCUGGUCCCUUAUCUAAGGAAAGCACACACACACACACACAC